Trichoplusia ni (cabbage looper) is the source of this 957-nucleotide messenger RNA. RefSeq names its product piggyBac transposable element-derived protein 3-like. The transcript has a single exon. Bases 1 to 957 code for a protein of 318 amino acids. Gene Ontology annotation, molecular function: sequence-specific DNA binding. NCBI's taxonomy places the organism in Eukaryota, Metazoa, Arthropoda, Insecta, Lepidoptera, Noctuidae. The record is from RefSeq and is a predicted model, not a curated record.
AUGUAUUUUGGUCGUCACGGAUGCAAGCAGCAUAUACACGGCAAACCAAUACGAUUUGGUUUCAAGGCAUGGGUGGCAGCUACACGUCUGGGUUACUGCAUACAAGCAGACCUCUAUGAAGGACGAUCUGAAGUACGCGAAACUGGACUUGGCGAGCACGUAGUCACAAAACUAACACAGGCUGUGCAGAAUGUAUACCCUGACUGUGCGUUUUCGGUAUUUUGCGAUAACUUUUUCACGUCGCCCUCGCUGCUGAGUAGCCUACAAACUAAGAAUGUGAAAAUCACUGGAACCGUUCGGCAGAAUAGAGUGGACAAAUGUCCACUUCUGGAUGUCAAAUCAUUCAAAAAAAAAGCCAGAGGGUUUUACGAUUAUCGAUUUGAUCAGAAUGACAGCAUUUGUGCCGUGCGCUGGAACGAUAAUAAUGUGGUGACGCUGUUAUCAAAUGAGUUUGGCGUCCAGCCUAUUCAAAAAGCGAAGAGAUAUUCAGCAGCUGUAAAAAGAAGAAUAGAAAUUGAUCAGCCAAAUGUGGUCGCCCAAUACAACAGAUUUAUGGGCGGAGUGGAUAGGUUAGACGCCAACAUUGGUGUGUAUCGCAUUGCCAUAAGAGGGAAAAAAUGGUAUACGUCUCUACUGACGUGGCUAAUUGACGUAACAGUCAAUAACUCCGCUUUGAUGGCCAGAUCACACGGAGCCAACAUCGAUACGCUGGAGUUUAGACGCUCGAUUGCAAGAACAUUGCUAUUGAAGUAUGGGACUGCGAGAGUUCAUCCUGGAGUCCCUUUGAAAGUGACAUCGAACGUGCCGUUAUCCGUGCGUAGACAUGCAGCUAACCAUAUGAUCAUGGUUUCGCAGACCCGAAGAAGAUGUGCAUUCUGCAAAAAUAAAACUGUAAAAAUGUGCCGAUCGUGUGGAGUCAAUCUCCAUGACAAGUGCUUUGAGAAAUUCCAUGCCUAA